Cinara cedri is the source of this 4758-nucleotide messenger RNA. The record is from the annotation of a GenBank genome assembly. Lineage: Eukaryota; Metazoa; Arthropoda; Insecta; Hemiptera; Aphididae.
AUGAGUUUAAUCAAUAGAAUUUUGUCCAUAUGUAAAACAUAUGCAUAUAUGCAACCAAUAUUAAUCAAUAAUGCCAUUGACCUUUUAAAAUAUGGUGCUACUGGUGAACUUUUAUGUCAAAAUAUCAGAAAUGAAUGGUUAUAUAGCAAUGUUACUAGUAGAGAUGAAAAUGUCUUUCAAUUUUAUAAUACAGGCCAGAAAACAUGUAACAACGAUAUUCUAAGUAAGUACUUAUUAAUAUUAAUUUAUAAUAAAUAAUACUAUUCACACUUAUUUCCAAGGUCUAAAAGAAUCAUUUACAAACGCUAAACAAUUUUGCAAUAACCAACUCCCAUUUAGUUUUGCUGAUUCUAGAAGUCUCUGUCAACAAGAAAAUUUAAAAUGUUUGGAUGUUGAAGAAAAAAAAUUGUUUAGGUAGGUUAUAAUAUAUAUAUAUAUAUAUACAAUAUCCAAAACUGUGAAGUUAUAUUUUUCAUUAUAGUACCAAUUUAAAACAUACAGUUUGUCGAUUAUUAAGUCAGAAUGCCUGCUUUCUUUUUUAUUCUAAUCUUAAAAAUUAUAUAAAUAUGACAAACUUAAAGCAAUUAUGUUAAAUUCUGAAAUUUAAUAAUUUGAUUUAUAUUAUUUUCAUAAUGUGUGUAGACUGUAGAGUGUAUACUGUGUAGAGGUAGAUCAUUAAACAGAAGAUAGAUUUUGAAAGGAGUUUAUUUGAUUGGUUUCCAUACUUAGGCAUUUACAUUUAUAUGCUAUUUUAUUCUUAAAAUAAUGAUCUAUUUAUAAAUUAAUUUUCCAAUAAAUUAUUUUAUAAACAUUUUAUUUCUCUAAUAAUAAUUUUUUCAGUUCAUUAAAUUAGUCAAAAGUUAAAAAUUCUAUGUCUUAAAAUCAUGUUAAUGCUAAUGCAUUAUUAAUGAACUGAGCCUUGUUUUCAUUUGAUGUUUAACAUUCUCCUAUUCUUUUGAAAUAAAAGGAGACAACACAGCAGACAUGUUAAAUUGUUAAUUACCUACAGUAAGAAUAUCUUAAAUUAUAAAAAUUAGAACAGGAAAUAUAGUUUGUAGACUCAUACUUAGUGAAAAAGUUUGGAAUAUUAUGAAGAGUUGUAAGUUUAUUUAAUGAAUCUACAUUUAUACACAUGUAUAAAUAUUAUUGGCUUGUUAAUUAUUGUUGAAUAGGAUGGUAAUUAUUUGUCCUCGUUUUUAUUUUUUGUUGUUUUAUAGUUAAAACAUUUAUAGUUUCAUUAUAAUUGGUUUAAAAUAUAUCUUAUUUAUAUAGCCCAAGAAAUUAUACAAGAUUAAAAUAUAUUGCAUUUUGUAUACCAGAAGAAAACCAACAAUACUUCUAUCAUUGGCAGAGACAGCGGAAAAUUUGGUGGAGAAAAGUAAGAAUAAUGCUUGAUUAUAAGUAGAGGUUGAGUUUUUUAUUGGGUAUCCAAAUUUAAGUGACUUAAGUUGUACAUAAAUGAAUGCGUUAAGUUUCAGGGGGAAAUUGUAUGCUAAAAUGUGUAUUUUUUUUUUUAUUAAAAUAUUAAAAACAAAAUAUUUAAUAUACAUUAAAAUUAAAUUUGUUACAGAAUUGAUUAACAUAACUCAUGUAAGCAUAGGCAGCUUGUGUUGGAGAUAAGGAGCUAUGAUUACUACUAAAUAUAUAUAUAUAAUAAAUAAGAAAAUAGUGUAAAUAUAUUUCAAUUAAAAAAUAAAAAAAAAAAAUAAAUUUAAAUUUCAAAUACACCUUGAAACAACUCUAGAAAUAUAUAAACUAGCUUAUUUUCUAAAUAACAAUGUUAAAGGCAAAUAAAUAAAUAAAAACAAAUCAAAAAUAUAUGCUAUAGGUAUAGGUACAAUAAAUAAAAAAUAAUAAAAUAAAUUGGGUUAUAUUACCGUAGUUCCUUGUCUUAUUCAAAGAAUAAAUAUUUGUAUGUUAAAUCUUUAAUAUUUAAAAUUUAUCUACCAAGUAUUUUUUUUUAAAAAGUCAUAGGGCAUAAAGUUGAAAGGAGUUGGACCCUGAUAGUCUACAAAAAUGUCAGGGUACUUAUUCCUGUAAAGUUAUGGUUCAUUCAAAUAUGUAAUUCAUAACCUAUAUUUUAUUAUAAUAUUAUGUUUUUUCAGUUCUCAGCUAAUCCUGGUAGGUUUUCAUUAACCGAAAUAUGUACUGAUGAUAAUGGAUUAGAGAGCACAGAAAUCCGAGCCGAAUUUCCUUGGGGUCAAGAAACAAUCGAAACCAUACAUAAUGUCAAUACCAAGAUGUUUGAUAACCUUGAUCUGGUGGAACAAGAAACAUUUUUAGUAAGUGCACCUAACUAUUAAUUUCUACACUGUACUUAACAUAAUAAGACAUACAUACAAAUUUUCCAGAAUUACUGAACAUUAUAUACUCUCCUUAAAUGGCUUAAACAGUACCUAUAGUUAUAUAUUAUUAUUUUUAAAUAUACUUUACAGGUUAAAUUAAUUUUUUCAAAACUUAUAUUCAGUGUUCAAAUUAAGGGCGGGCGCACAACUAUUAUAGUCAUAAGCAGGAGACACAAUAUAGAAAUACUGAAAACUGACUUGAGAAAACUUAUAGUAUCAUUUUUUUUAACAGAAAUAACUUCUUAUUUAAAACGUCAUAAUAUACAGGCUGUCUCAAUGUACUCCUUGAAUAUUUCUAGAGAUAAUCAAAUUCUGUUUUUUUAUUUUUAUGUAUAACUUAUAAGGAUGAGGAUUCUAAAUAUUUAUAUUUGUAUUACAUUUUUUUUUUUUUUUUAAUAAAAAAUAACUCAAUUUUAUUUUUUUCGGAAAAUUUUAAGAUAACCAUUUUGUAGUGUUUUUUUCUGAAAAUUUUAAUGUAUUUACAUAUAUAUUUAAUAAAUAGUUUCUAAGUAACAGCUCUUUUAAAUUAUACCAAUCCAUGUGAAAAAUGAUGUUAUCUAGGGAAUAACCUAACCACAUUACGUUAUAACAUUGGUUUUCACACGGAUUAGUAGAAUUUAAAAGGGCUGUUACUUAGAAACUAGUUAUCGGUAUAGUCUGUAUUAUGUUCAAUUCACCCAUUCAAUUAUACUAUAACUAUAGGCAGUACAAUAAAUACAGGGUGAUUAUUUUAUCAUGGAACACUCAUUCUUUUGUAAAGUAUAGACUUUAAAAAAAAAAAAUAUGUUUUUACAAUUUGAGAAAGAAACAGAUCUUAAAUGUUACAUCAUCUUAAUUUUUGGGGAUGAAAUGACUAUCAACUUUUGAUUUUCAAAUGAUUUCUUAUAUUAAACGUUGGUAUAAAUGGUGGUAUAAAUUUUUUGAUUUCUGUUAAUUUACGAAAAAUUCCACUAUUAAACUCGGGUAGAGGAAAAAUAGUAGAGUAUCAUUAGUAUAGUGGCACAGCAUGCAGUGUUUAAAUAAUAUAAGUGCAUAGGAGGCAACUAUGUAUAUCAAAAUGCCAUGGAAACAGUACAUGCAACAAUAAGUAGAAGAAAAAAAAAUAUAUAAUCUCUAAUAUAUUAUAAUAAUAAUCUGAUUUAAUCUAAUAAAACAUCAUAGUAUAUACAUAUAUUAAUUAAUUAUAUACUAGGUAAUCAGUGAAUAAUGUCUAUUUUGCCCACCAUAUGAUUGACAUUCGAGCAUUGUAAAAACGUCCAAAUUGUAUAUAUUGCCCAUAAUAUACACAUAAUUUAUUAUAAAUUCCUCAGAAUCUAGAAACAUUAGGCUAUUUGAAUUUGUAUAUAACUAUAUUUAUAUAGUCGAACAGGUACAACAUGUACCUGUACGACUAGUGCUUAUUGAUGGCUAUUAUUAAUUGUAAUAAUAAUACUAUAUUGUUUUUUAUCAUAGGCAAGAGUAGGAAAACGAAAAGUGUUACCCCACUUAGUGGUAAGUGAAACCAGUCUUGAGAAAGCGUUCAUGGUAUUCCUGUGUGAUGGAUAUGCUGAAUUACCAUAUCACAAUGAUAUUAGGGAAGUGUUUCGGUUUCAUCGAAAAUUAGCUCCUUAUAAGAUAAUGUUUGCUGCGCCACUAUCAAGUCAGCCAUUUUACAUAUCAUAAUUGUUCUAAUAAUAUUACUAUACUAUAGUACCUACUUAUAAAGUACCUAUACUCUAUCUCACGAAAGAAGGGUACCGUGUUUUAAUGAAAACCGGUUAGUGAUGCGCAUCCUUUCAUGCCGCUCCUCGUUUAGACCUCGCUUCUACUCUGUAAAAUUUGAUGGUGGUGGUGUGGAGGGAGCUCUGUCGGCAUGCGCAAAACUGUACCUUUCUUUUAUAAGAUAGACUAUACCUAUAUAUUUUUAUUUAAUUAAAUAAUAACAUUGAUUGCAGAUGCUAAAAAAGCUGAUGAGCUAAAACAACUCUCCGUGUACUUAGGGCAGAGUUUAAAAAAAUCUGGCGUGUCCACUUUGAUAUCUCCAAAUUUGGCAAAAAAGUCCCUGGAGUCACAGUUUGUGGAUUCUGACUGUCUUGGUGUACCUUAUACAGCUGUGCUUAACGAGACCACCUUGGAAAAUGGUAUUUUAGGACUGCGGAGUAUUGAAACCACUCUCGAGGUAACAUUCCUCUUAUAAUAUUGUGUUUUAAUACAAACAGCAAAGUGAUAAUUUAUAAUUUUAAAAACGAGUCCACAAUAUUUUUAGUGAUCAUAUUACUAUAUUUUUAUUUCAAAAUAUUCAUGUCUUAUUAAACCAAUUAUCAACAUUAGAUAAUUGCUAAUAUAUGAUAACAUUAAAAUUAUUUGUUUUCAGGAAAAAAUUCAUGUGGCAAAUUUGACUUCUCACAUUGAACUUCUAAUAAAAAAUUACUGA